Messenger RNA from Psammomys obesus (fat sand rat), 7313 nucleotides. It is a transcript of the gene Rere, whose product is annotated as arginine-glutamic acid dipeptide repeats. Gene Ontology annotation, biological process: regulation of DNA-templated transcription. The record is from RefSeq and is a predicted model, not a curated record. Gene Ontology annotation, molecular function: transcription corepressor activity; chromatin binding; sequence-specific DNA binding. The transcript has 23 exons. NCBI's taxonomy places the organism in Eukaryota, Metazoa, Chordata, Mammalia, Rodentia, Muridae. The coding region runs from base 224 to 4903 and encodes 1559 amino acids. Gene Ontology annotation, cellular component: nucleus.
GCCUCCCGCCCCGUCCCUGCACUUUCCCCGGAGCCGGGCCGCCACCCCUCCCAUUGAUGGUGUAGCGCUCGAGGGGAAGCAUUUUUGAAACGUUGGGGUUGUUGGAGUGGUUGGAUUUUCCCUGGAAUUGAGUGAUAAAUUCAGAAGACUGAAGCCCAGGCUUACUGUCUACCUUUCACGGAGGCCUAGCCGUGAGAGGACAGAAGAAGGCACGUGGCGAAUCAUGACAGCUGACAAAGAUAAAGACAAAGAUAAAGAAAAGGACCGGGACCGGGACCGGGACCGAGAGAGAGAUAAAAGAGACAAAGCAAGAGAGAGUGAGAAUGCCAGACCUCGCAGGAGCUGUACUUUGGAAGGAGGAGCCAAAAAUUAUGCUGAGAGUGAUCACAGUGAGGAUGAAGACAAUGAUAACAAUAGUGCCACCACAGAGGAGUCCACAAAGAAGAACAAAAAGAAGCCACCUAAAAAGAAGUCCCGGUAUGAGAGGACAGACACUGGUGAGAUAACAUCUUACAUCACCGAGGAUGAUGUUGUCUACAGGCCAGGAGACUGUGUGUAUAUCGAGAGUCGGCGUCCAAACACACCGUAUUUCAUCUGCAGCAUCCAAGACUUCAAACUGGUCCACAACUCCCAGGCCUGUUGCAGAUCUCCAGCUCCUGCUCUGUGUGACCCCCCAGCAUGCUCUCUGCCGGUGGCAUCACAGCCACCACAGCACCUUUCUGAAGCCGGGAGAGGGCCUGUAGGGAGUAAGAGGGACCACCUACUCAUGAACGUCAAAUGGUACUACCGUCAGUCUGAAGUUCCAGAUUCUGUCUAUCAGCAUUUGGUACAGGAUCGGCAUAACGAAAAUGACUCUGGGAGAGAACUUGUCAUCACAGACCCAGUCAUCAAGAACCGCGAGCUCUUCAUUUCUGAUUAUGUGGACACAUACCACGCUGCUGCCCUGAGAGGGAAGUGUAACAUCUCCCAUUUUUCUGACAUAUUUGCUGCUCGAGAGUUUAAAGCCCGAGUGGACUCAUUUUUCUACAUACUAGGCUACAACCCUGAAACAAGGAGGCUGAAUAGUACCCAAGGAGAAAUUCGAGUUGGCCCUAGCCAUCAGGCCAAACUUCCAGAUUUGCAACCAUUUCCUUCUCCAGAUGGUGAUACUGUGACUCAGCAUGAGGAGCUUGUCUGGAUGCCUGGCGUCAGUGACUGUGACCUCCUCAUGUACUUGAGGGCAGCAAGGAGCAUGGCAGCAUUUGCAGGGAUGUGUGAUGGAGGCUCUACAGAGGACGGCUGUGUUGCAGCAUCUCGGGAUGACACCACUCUGAAUGCACUGAACACACUACAUGAAAGCAGUUACGAUGCUGGCAAAGCCCUGCAGCGCCUGGUAAAGAAGCCUGUGCCCAAGCUGAUCGAGAAGUGCUGGACAGAGGAUGAAGUGAAACGCUUCGUUAAGGGGCUCCGGCAAUACGGCAAGAACUUCUUCAGAAUCAGAAAGGAGUUGCUUCCCAAUAAGGAAACUGGGGAACUGAUCACCUUCUAUUACUACUGGAAGAAAACGCCAGAGGCAGCCAGCUCCCGUGCGCACCGCCGGCACCGCAGGCAGGCUGUGUUCAGAAGAAUUAAGACACGCACGGCAUCCACCCCUGUCAACACGCCCUCCAGACCACCUUCCAGCGAAUUCUUGGACCUGAGCUCAGCCAGUGAAGAUGACUUUGACAGUGAGGACAGCGAGCAGGAGCUGAAGGGGUACGCCUGCCGUCACUGCUUCACCACCACCUCCAAAGACUGGCACCACGGGGGCCGAGAGAACAUCCUUCUGUGUACCGACUGCCGCAUCCACUUCAAGAAGUACGGUGAGCUGCCGCCCAUCGAGAAGCCUGUGGACCCCCCACCCUUCAUGUUCAAGCCUGUCAAGGAGGAGGACGAUGGGCUCAGUGGGAAGCAUAGCAUGAGGACGCGGCGGAGUCGGGGCUCGGGGCAGAUGUCUACACUACGCAGUGGACGGAAGAAGCAGCCUGCCAGUCCUGAUGGUCGUGCCUCACCCAUCAAUGAAGAUGUCCGAUCCAGUGGCCGGAAUUCCCCCAGUGCUGCUAGCACUUCCAGCAAUGACAGUAAAGCAGAGACAGUGAAGAAGUCAGCCAAGAAGGUGAAGGAAGAGGCUGCAUCCCCUCUGAAGAACACCAAGCGGCAGCGAGAGAAGGUGGCCUCUGACACAGAGGACACAGAUAGGACCGCCUCCAAAAAGACGAAGACCCAGGAAAUCAGCCGCCCCAACUCUCCCUCUGAAGGUGAGGGGGAGAGUUCGGACAGCCGCAGUGUCAAUGAUGAGGGAAGCAGUGACCCAAAAGACAUCGACCAAGAUAAUCGCAGCACGUCUCCCAGUAUCCCCAGCCCUCAGGACAACGAGAGUGACUCAGACUCAUCGGCACAGCAGCAGUCGUUGCAGGCCCAGCCCCCGGCCUUGCAAGCUCCCGGUGGGGCUGCCUCAGCCCCCUCGACAGCUCCUCCAGGAGCACCCCAGCUUUCCACCCCUGGGCCCACACCCUCUGCCACAGGAGUCCCUCCACAGGGCUCCCCUGCAGCCACACAACCCCCUAACCAGACUCAGGCUGCAGUGGCACCUGCAGCCCACACCCACAUCCAGCAGACACCCACCCUGCACCCCCCUCGGCUGCCCUCACCUCAUCCUCCGCUUCAGCCUCUGACUGCACCGCCUAGCCAGAACUCUGCACAACCUCAUACCCAGCCCCCCCUGCAUGGUCAAGCACCUGGCCCUCACAGCCUGCAGGCUGGACCCCUGCUACAGCACCCAGGGCCUCCUCAGCCGUUUGGACUUCCUCCCCAGGCCUCCCAAGGUCAGGGCCCUCUGGGCAGCUCCCCAGCAGCCGCUCACCCUCAUGCCACCAUACAGCUUCCAGCUUCUCAGUCAGCACUGCAGCCCCAGCAGCCCCCAAGGGAACAGCCCCUACCUCCUGCCCCCUUAGCCAUGCCUCACAUCAAACCCCCACCCACCACGCCAAUUCCCCAGCUUCCAGCACCACAGACCCACAAACAUCCACCUCACCUCUCAGGGCCCUCACCCUUCUCUAUGAAUGCCAAUCUGCCACCCCCUCCAGCCCUGAAGCCUCUCAGCUCACUGUCCACACACCAUCCUCCCUCAGCCCACCCUCCACCCUUACAGCUUAUGCCACAGAGCCAGCCCUUGCCCUCUUCCCCUGCCCAGCCCCCUGGGCUGACCCAGAGCCAGAGCCUACCACCCCCUGCUGCCUCCCAUCCCCCCACUGGCCUCCACCAGGUGCCCUCCCAACCUCCAUUUCCCCAGCACCCUUUUGUACCUGGAGGCCCCCCUCCCAUCACCCCACCCUCCUGUCCCUCCACCUCCACCCCUCCUGCGGGGCCCAGCACCUCAUCGCAGCCGCCCUGCUCUGCUGCUGUUUCUUCUGGAGGCAAUGUUCCAGGGGCGCCAUCUUGCCCACUCCCUGCUGUGCAGAUCAAGGAGGAGGCUCUGGAUGAAGCAGAGGAGCCAGAGAGCCCUCCUCCACCCCCCAGGAGCCCAUCCCCUGAGCCCACUGUAGUGGACACCCCCAGCCAUGCUAGCCAGUCCGCCAGGUUCUACAAACACCUGGACCGGGGCUACAACUCGUGUGCGCGGACAGACCUGUACUUCAUGCCUCUGGCUGGAUCCAAACUAGCCAAGAAGAGGGAGGAGGCCAUCGAGAAGGCCAAGCGGGAGGCUGAACAGAAAGCCCGAGAGGAACGGGAGCGGGAGAAAGAGAAGGAGAAAGAGCGAGAGCGGGAGCGAGAGCGGGAACGGGAGGCAGAACGCGCUGCUAAGGCGUCAAGCUCAGCACACGAAGGCCGUCUUAGUGACCCUCAGCUCAGUGCUCCAGGUCACAUGCGACCUUCCUUCGAGCCACCACCGACCACAAUUGCCGCAGUGCCCCCGUACAUUGGGCCUGACACACCUGCCCUCCGGACACUGAGUGAAUACGCUCGGCCGCAUGUCAUGUCUCCCACCAACCGCAACCACCCCUUCUACAUGCCCCUUAAUCCCACUGACCCCCUGCUGGCCUACCACAUGCCUGGCCUCUACAACGUUGACCCCACCAUCCGGGAGCGGGAGCUGCGGGAACGUGAGAUCCGAGAGCGCGAGAUUCGGGAGCGGGAGUUGCGGGAGAGAAUGAAGCCGGGCUUUGAGGUGAAGCCCCCGGAGCUGGACCCCCUGCACCCAGCCACCAACCCCAUGGAGCAUUUUGCCCGGCACAGCGCCCUCACCAUCCCUCCUACAGCUGGCCCCCACCCCUUUGCCUCUUUCCACCCGGGCCUGAACCCCUUAGAGCGGGAGAGACUGGCUCUGGCAGGUCCUCAGCUGCGGCCUGAGAUGAGCUACCCAGACAGACUGGCAGCCGAGCGCAUCCAUGCUGAGCGCAUGGCAUCACUUACCAGCGACCCCCUGGCACGACUGCAGAUGUUUAACGUUACUCCACACCAUCACCAGCAUUCACACAUCCACUCCCACCUCCACCUCCACCAGCAGGAUCCUCUCCACCAAGGUUCAGCAGGCCCAGUUCACCCACUGGUUGAUCCCCUGACUGCUGGCCCUCACCUGGCUCGCUUCCCCUACCCUCCUGGCACCCUCCCCAAUCCUCUACUUGGACAACCCCCCCAUGAGCACGAGAUGCUGCGCCACCCAGUUUUCGGCACCCCCUAUCCCCGAGACCUGCCUGGGGCUAUUCCACCCCCCAUGUCAGCAGCCCACCAGCUUCAGGCCAUGCAUGCCCAGUCAGCUGAGCUACAGAGACUGGCCAUGGAGCAGCAGUGGCUGCAUGGACACCCACACAUGCAUGGUGGCCACUUGCCAAGUCAGGAAGAUUAUUACAGUCGACUGAAGAAAGAAGGUGACAAGCAGUUAUAAGUUAUUUAUUUGUUAAUGCUGGCUGUGGAAACCCCAGUUCUAGGGGGCAGAAGCAGGACUUUUACAUCCAGUAGGCGCUACAAGAGCAAAGAGGAAUAUCGUCUAAAGAUCUCUAUAUAUUUAAAACCCACAACUAAAAACAUCUGCAUAAUAGUGUUUGUUUGUUGAGAGGAUUUCCUGAGACUGGUUUGGGUCUCCCUGCAUGACAGUCCCCCAGAAACUUGGUGUGUCCUGGGCUGGACUGACACCCAGAAAACGUACCUGCGAUCUUGGGGUUUGGCUUUAGUUCUGUUUUCCUUGAUUUCUCAGUAGGUGCUAGAGUCCGUUCACACCCUUCACUGUGCGCGCAGACACUGAGGCACGUGGGCUCUGGAACCCAUGAGCUUUGCAGAGAGGCGGCAUAUGAGUUUGAAAUCCAAGAGCUAUAAUUUUUAAAAAAUCUUUUAUUUUAAUACAUUGUAGGAAAUCUUCAUAAUUUGAGACAGUUCUGCAGCAUGGCUUUUUACAUCUGUAAAUAAUUUUAGAAGUCUUUUUUUCCUUCCACAGACGACUAUUCUGAUCUAUUUUUUCCAGCCAUGUCACAAAGUGUGAAUUCCUACCAGCUAUUGACAGAAUACAGAGUUGAUUUUUUAAUAAAAAGUUAUAUAUAAAUUAUCCCUUUAAUUAAAGGGAACAGAUGGGCGUUUCUAGUUUCAGGCGGGCAGGAGCUUGGGACUAGGUUUGGCCACAGCAGUGAGCAUCCAGGGGUUGGCAGGGACAACGUUACAGGCUCUUUAUUUUGCUGCUUCGAUUUCCCUUCUGUCUGUCCCUCGCAUGUGCAGUGCAGACAUGUCUGAGCGAGCCUCCUUCCUUAUUCCUAGGGUUCGGUGUUGACUGUCCCCUGGUACCCGCUGUCCUGUCUCUGGUCUGGAAAGCGCAUGUUUAUGUGUAUGUGUCUGAUGAUAAGUUUCCUUAGAGUUUUAUGCACAUGUUUAAUUGUUGUAGAAAGAUUGUCAUAAGCAUUCUAGGAAGUUCAAGAGAAUGUUGCAGUGAGGAGGAGCACACGAAAGACCAGGACAUGGGCCUGCCAAAGGAAUGUUAGAAACGCUCGUGUGCGUGUUACCAGCCCAAGCCAUGCCUGCCGUAGACUGAGAGGCUGCUUCAGAGUGAGGAACGCUGUGCAGGUGGCCUGUAUCCUCCUAGGAAGCCAUGUGUGGCCUGUGUGGCCUCCUGGAAUAGGAAUAGCAGGUUCCCUUGGUAGCUCUCUCCAGUAGGUCUUGGGGAGCAGAGUAGUCCUGGGCAGAACUGGCUGCUGCCUCACAGUCCCUGUUGGAAUGCAUCCCUCCAGAGCCAAGGAAGAGCCAUCUGUGACCCCUCCCCUGGCCUCAUUUCCACUCUUAUGUGUGGUGGUCACAUUUAGGAAUGGCCAGCCAGCUCAGGACCAUGCUGUGGGUCCGUAGCUGAGGUGUGUCCUGGCCCUGUGGAGAGAAGUAGCUGGUUGCUGAGCUGCCGUUGACUCCGCUGCAGGCUCUGACUCAGGUGUGGCAGAGCCUCAUGCUCCCUGAACCAUGCAUGGGGCAGCUAGCAUCUAUUUGUCUGUUGAAAAUGUUUGUAGGGGGUUUUUUUGUUUUGUUUCUUAACAUUUUUUUUUCUCAUUCCAUUUCUGCCUUAACUUUGGUUCUUCAUAGGAGGCAAGCUCAAAUUAACCUUUUGUCAUCAAGCUUCUAUCCGCCUUGGCAUUGAAGGCAUUUUUUUUCUUGUAGGAGUGGUGACAUGCCCUCCAGAUGGUCUGCCCUACAGCCCUCUGAACUGAGGAAGACCUCUUCCCCAUGGGCUCUGGACAGGCAGGUCCUUUCUGUCCCAUGCCGCCACCUCCUUCUCCCGGUUUUAACUGAGUCUGCUGUUCAGUUAGCCCUUUAUCUCCUCUCUAGUACCCAUUUUCCAAAGAGAAAGAGUGAAGUACUUUGAAGUCUGUACUUGAAAUCUGUCUGGAAGUGUUUCCUUGUUAGUUUUGGGUUCCUCCCUGUCCCAAGGUGAAGCACUGAGAAUCUUCAUUUCCUCCGUGGCCAACUACAGUUUGUUCGGAGGCCCUGGACCUUUGUGGCGUCUUUGAAGCCUGGCCUCCUGGCUUCCUUUUGGAUUUCCUUCCUUUCAUUUGAAGUUUGGGUUUGCUGUCUGUGUUCUGUACGUAUCUUGUUCAGUGUCGUCAACGUUGAGCUUCCCGUCUCAGUGCGGUGGAGCGAGCGGACAUUCUGAUCGCUGCGUUCUUUAGAUCUCGGAGCUAAGUGUAUAUAUGAGUAGUUUGCCAUGAGAUAACACAGUGUAAGCAGUAGACACCCAGAAAAUCGUGACUUCUGUGUUCUCUCCAUUUGAGUAUUUUGUAAUUUUUUUGAAAUAUUUGUGGACAUAAAUAAAACCAAGCUACACUACA